ACUUGCAUUGGGAAAAGAAACUAAGAGAUAGAGAGAUCUAGAGAGAAAGAGCGAGAAAUCUAGAGAGAGAGAUGGCCGACACCGCCAAGAGCACCGUGGACUCGCUGUUGGGCACCUUGGCUAGAGUCAUCGGCAACGAGGCGGAGCUACUGGGCGGAGUCCGGCGCGACAUGCAGUUCAUCAAGGACGAGAUGGAGAGCAUGAACGGCUUCAUCCUGGACGUGGCCGACCCCACGGAGCAGAGCAACCAGGUCCAGGCGUGGAUGAAGCAGGUCCGGGACGUGGCCUACGACUCCCAGAACUGCGUCGACCGCUACGUGCAGACCUUCGGUGGCGGCCACGGCUCCUCAGCGGGCCUCCUGGCAUCCAUCCGCCGGGCGCCCCGUGUGGUGCGGACCAUGCCGGAUCGACACCGCCUCGCGGUGCAGAUCAAGGAGCUCAAGGUCCGGGCGCGCGAGGUGGGGGACCGCCGAAAGAGGUACGGCAUUCAAGCUCAGAAGAUACAGAGCAGCAAUGCCGUUGAAGGAGGGGGAGCAGGCGCCAAGCUCGUCCUGGAGGAGGAGGUGGUAAAGGAGGAUGCACGGAGGCGCCGUGCUCUUGCCGAAGCUACCAGCCUCUUGGACACCGACGCCCAGGAGGUGACCGCUUGGGUGACCGGGGUCCGGGAACACCAUCAACAUCAUCAUAAACCACUUUUGAGUUCUGUUGCUAAAUUGUUGGGCAAAAUAUAUCCCACCGUCAAGAUGGAGGAGCUGCAGAAGGAAGUGGCCGCCAUUGCAAGACAGGCGUUUGGCGAUACGGACCCGGAUAACAUUGUUGAUGCUACCGCCUGCCUUAGCAGACGAAGCAGUGACAUCGGGUACAUGGAGUUCAGUGUGGUAAUCUCGUGGAUCGUUCAGCUGCUAGGACUUGGCCGAAAAGCAAACUCAGAAGAAGAUGGCGAUUCCCUUGAGGAAGACAGAGAGAAAGAAAUAAAGCCAGAACCAACAACCGUCGACGAGCAUUUUAAGAAGGCAAAAACCCCGUGGGACAUAAUCCACGCGGAGAAGCACUACUCAAGGCAGCUCAAAACUUGGCUGGGGAAGGUAUUCAACAAUUUCAUUGUCAAAGAACUAGUGCUGGGAAAUGCCUUCUUGCAAGCUGCCGUAAAGCUAAUACUGGGCAAUGCAUGGGUGCAAAAGUUCCUAGAUGUUGUCGGUGCCACCGCCACCGCCGCCACCAUUAGCGCCUCUAUCAAAAAUCACGCACCCGCCGCAGUCAUUGACUACAUCAGAAGGAAUGAAUCCGGGAUUGAGUCCGAGAUUGCUUGGUUAAAAGAUAUCGUUUCAGACGGCCGCUUGUCCAAAGAUGGACGACGGCCUAGACUCCUUGCAAUUGUAACACCACCGGUUGAUGUCCCCUACCCAGAAGACGAGGAGGAGCCGCACGCAUACCGCCCCGCGACUAAGAUUGCGAGGAGGGUGCACGACAUCUCACUCAAAGCCAAGAAUUACGACUGUGUGGCUUGGAUCAACGCCAGGCGCUAUUCAGGGCGCAAGGAGAGGCUCCAGCUCUUACUGCAACAAUUGCUGCAUCCCUCAUCUGGUGACGAUCAAGAGGUUGACCUCCAUGUCGAGCCUCUCAAGACGGAGACGAGCACAUGGAGUGAUGAGAGAUUGCAGCGAAAGAUUCGUAGGCUGCUACAAGGCAAAAAGUUCUUGAUUGUUCUGGCUGAUCAUGAGGAUGUGGCACCAUGGGAAGACAUAGCGUCUGCUCUACCACGGCGUGGACAAUAUGAUGAUAAUAGCACAGUCAUUGUUACUCCAGUGAUACAACAGUCAGUUCAAUUUCACGGGUGGUAUUUAGCCAGCUGGUUGUUCUUGCUCAGUGCCUCGCGCUAUAAAGUGCACUUCUAUUCACAUAUUGAAGCUCUAAGCAAGAAAGCCAAUGAAUUGCUGGUCGGUGGCCACGAAAGUGAAGAGUUGAAGAGCAAUGUUAAAAGAAUACUGGAGAAAUGUCGUUGGGAUUCCUUUUCCACAGGGUUGUUUCUCCAUGCUCUGUAUGCUAAUCCUCGCAGAAGCAACAAUGAAUUGGUGGCGUUGCAGCAUCGAUUACAAGAUUUCAACACAGUGAGUAAUGCCAGGGAAAUCAUAAGGUUCUGCUACGACGACCUGCCCAGUCAGUACAAGAGCUGCUUGCAUUACCUAUCCAUGUUCCAUGGCCCCCAUUAUUCCAAUAUUAGGAGGGCAAGCUUAUUAAGGCGAUGGGCUGCUGAAAACCUCAUCACCACACGGCAUGCAUUGGAUGAAGCCGAGCGUGGCUUCAAUGCGCUGGUUGAUCGAGGCCUUGUUCUUCUCGGUGGUAUCAGCCCAACAGGCAAAGCCAAGACUUGUAGGGUACAUCCUCAUGUCUUAUCCUUCAUUACCAAUAUGGCCUGUGAGGACUAUGUUGGGAACACAGAUCUGCUACCUGCUGACUUGGCUCCCCGCCUUUCCAUUCGCAAUAGAAUGCAACUUCAACAACUCUCCAAUCAGCAACAGGCCACACAUUUCAACAUGUGCCGGCGAAUACCCAGGCGUACCACUCCAACGCAAGAAAAAAAUUCUAAAGACCCCUUGCCUGACAUAGUAAUGUUUCUGAACUCACUGCCUGCAUCUUCUCAACUGGGACUGAUCAAGGUUCUAGACCUAGAAGGUUGUCAUGGACUAGACAAGCAGAAACUGAAGAACAUGUGCAACAAGAUAUUUCAGCUCAAGUAUCUAAGUCUAAGGAACACAGAUGUUAAGGAGCUGCCCAAGGAAAUCGGCAAGCUCCAGCACUUGGAGACAUUUGACAUGAGGGGAACCAAGAUAAAAUCAUUCCCUGUGAAUGUCGUGCUCCAGAAGCUAGUGCAUCUGCUUGCUGGUCACAAACACCUCAUGGAUCAAGCAGCUAGUGCCACUGGAUCUAAUGAAUCAUUUUGCAAUCUUCAAAUGCCUCAUGGAAUUAGGAGCAUGACAAACAUACAAGUGCUAUCCCAUGUUGAAGUCUCUGAUGUGAAAGAGUUGGAUGCUGUUGGUCAGCUGCAGCAGUUGAGGAAGUUGGGAGUAAUUAUCCCUUGCAACAACCCUGAUGUUAUCACCCACUUGCUUCGAGUAACCGGGAAGCUAGAUGAAUACCUAUCCUCGUUGUCGGUCCAUAUUGAAGUAGCAGAGGCUGAUGUUGACUUGGAUACAAAAGAUCAAGAUAUCUCACACCCCAGGUCCCUUCAAAGCCUUAAUAUCGAUGGCAAGAUAGCAAGGCUACCUACUUGGAUUAAAAAGCUUCAUCGACUUUCCAAGAUAGUUCUAUGCCGUACCUCCCUGAAGGCUGAUGAUAUAGAACUAGUCCUGGGUAAGCUUUUGCGGUUGCACACUGUUGUGCUGCGCUAUGACUCAUACAAAGACAACAAGCUUAAUUUUAAGGAGAAAAGAUUCGGACAACUCGAGCUUCUUGUCAUUGAUGGCUCAGACAUCACCAAAAUCAAUUUUGAUCCAGCUGCAGCUCCCAAGCUUGAGAGGAUUGUUUGGACUUCCACUUCCAGUAGCAAGGCAGACAUGUACGGGAUUGACAAACUCCCAAGCCUGAGACAGAUAGUGCUCACUGGCAGCUUCAACAUGGAUAGCAUCAAACCAGCAAUGUGCAAAAAUCCAAACAAUCCUAUCCUUACACGUAAGUUAAAGGGCGAUGCUGCUACUGCUGCCGCCGAUGCAAGUCCCAUUCCUGUUCCGCGGUAAAGAUUUAUUUCUGUUUGUGUGGUUUCAUGCAUUCGUGUGUGCUUGCGGACAGGCUUGUGUAGUUAAUACUUACCCUGGUUGUGUGACUUGUGUCUGGAUGUGUGAUUAUUUAUUCUUCAAUUGUGUCUGGGUGUGGGUCUGCGUGUGUGAUUACUUAUUCUGAGUUGAGUGUGGGAUUGAGCAUAUGGUUGUGUCUAUGCUCCUCAGUUGGAUUUGUACGUGUGGUUUCCUUUGGACCCGCUAGGUUCCAUAUAUAUGAUAAGUGUGGCGUG
Messenger RNA from Triticum urartu, 4006 nucleotides. Its product is annotated as disease resistance protein PIK6-NP-like. Gene Ontology annotation, molecular function: ADP binding. The record is from RefSeq and is a predicted model, not a curated record. Gene Ontology annotation, biological process: defense response to other organism. Lineage: Eukaryota; Viridiplantae; Streptophyta; Magnoliopsida; Poales; Poaceae.